This is a messenger RNA of Erythranthe guttata (spotted monkey flower), 1056 nucleotides long. The record is from RefSeq and is a predicted model, not a curated record. NCBI's taxonomy places the organism in Eukaryota, Viridiplantae, Streptophyta, Magnoliopsida, Lamiales, Phrymaceae.
AUGGCAUCACCUUCAAGUGAUGUGGCUAAAACUAUAGUAUUGAUCGGAAAAAUAGGUAAUGGGAAAAGCGCAACAGGGAAUAGUGUUCUUCGAAGAAAGGCAUUCAAGUCAACGUCCAGCUCUACUCGUGUUACCAACACUUGCGAGAUGCAUACAACAACUUUACUGGAAAAUGGGCAGAAUCUUGUUGUGGUUGAUACCCCAGGAUUGUUUGAUUGUUCGGCUGAACCUCAAUUUAUUGGAAAGGAAAUUGCUAAAUGCAUCAAUUUGACAAAGGAUGGUAUCCAUGCUAUUCUUCUCGUGGCAUCAAUUAAAACUCGCAUUUCUAAAGAAGAAGAAGAAGCUGGUGUGUUGAUGUUGCGGUCAUUUUUUGGCCCCAAAAUUAUUAACUACAUGAUUGUAGUUUUCACUGGUGGUGAUGAUCUUGAAGAUGAUGAGACUCUUGAUGAUUAUUUUGGUCGCAAUUGCCCCCAACAUUAUAAGGUUGAUUUGAAGCUAAAGGAGAGCUCUGAUAAGCUCGCACAACAAAUAGAUUUGAAGCUAAAGGAGAGCUCUGAUAAGCUCGCACAACAAAUAGAUUUGAAGCUAGAGGAGAGCUCUGAUAAGCUCGCACAACAAAUAGAAUUGAAGCUAAUGGAGAGCUCUGAUAAGCUCGCACAGUUCACAAAAGAAAUAGCAGAGCAGAUAAAUGCUCGACUCAUGGCAGAAAUUAUGACACUCUCCGCUCAAGUGAAAUCAAAUGAUGAAAUGUGUCAGAUGAGAUUGGAGUUAUUAGAGACUGCUCAUCGUAAGGAGAACGAGAAACAGAGAGGUGCUGAGCGUGGCAACGAGUUACCAAUUCAGAAUCACAUGACCACACUGCAGAGCUGGGAUCCAUCGUCAUUUAUUACUGAAGCCGUGGAGAGACCUAGAUUGACGUAUGUUCUACGUGCCUCGUACAAGAAUGUGGACGACAAUCUACUGAGAUCCUUCGUAGAGAGAUCGCAGCCGGCUACUAAUACAUUCCAUUUGCCGGUUGGAGAGAUGGCCAUCACACUCGACGAUGUGAGCACAUGA